CUGAAACGAAGUGAGUUGAAAGCUGGAUUGUUGAUUGUUUCUAUUUUUCUGCAUUCUGAGAUGCACUUUUCUGAAGGAAUGAUUUAGUAAACUUUAAUAUUAAAAGGGAAAUCUAAUAUACUAUUAUAAUUGGUUAAAAAUAUGAUGAUUAUUAAAUUUUACUAUAUUAUCGAAUCUGUCAUACUUUAAAUUGGUGUUUAUCCAUAAAAAAAAUUAACUAAAAUGUCGUCUGCAAAAGAGGAUGGCAUGAUAAAUUUAAAUAGCUUUGGAGAUGUUGAGACAGCAGUUAAAACUAACAUCAAAGAAGAGGAGUUAGAAAUAAGUCCUGAAUUAUUUGCUUUAAAAUGUUCUGUCUCUGUUCCCGACGAUAAAAAUGGGAAAGUUGAAAGUGAUAAAAUUGAGCUUAAUAAACCGAGUGCAAAAUCCGCAGAGAGUAAGAGUACAUGUAAUAAUAGUCCUGUAAACACUGUACAACCUGAACUGAAAAACACUGCAUCUGAUUCACAGUCAGGGUCUUCGUCUAAACAAAAUGUUAAUUCUAGUUCAAAGUAUGCGCAUCUACCUGUGCCAAAAAUCAACUGUGCUGAGAAAAUUAUAUUUUGCCUGGAUAUGUCGUCUGAUAUGGAACAAACACCAUUUAGACUUGGUGACGGGUCGCAACACUCUCCUUUGAGCAUGGUGAAGAGAACUAUAGAAUUGUUUAUAGAAAAUAAGCAUUUUAUUAGUAGAAAGCAUGAAUAUUCAUUAAUGGUUUUGUAUGAAAAUGCAACAUGGGUGAGAGAAUUUACAAAUGACCCAAAGGAGGUUAUCGAGUCUUUAGAAGAUUUGAGUGAAACUCAACCAUGCUCAAGCUGCGAUUUAGCCUCUAUUGUUACAUUAAUAACAGGGAAAUAUGAAAUGACAUUACCAAAAAAAAUAUCUCUACUGCCUUGUAUAUUUAGAGUGAUUCUUAUAUAUGGACGAUCUAGUUGUAUGAUACAUUUUUCUGAUGAAGAAGCUAAGGAGUUUUUGGUCAAUUAUCCCUUUAUAUAUCUUGAUAUUAUUUAUAUCCAUGAACCUCCCACUGAUGACAAUAAAUGUCAGGAAAUCUUUGAAGCCUUGUGUGACUUAGAUGCACAAAAUAAAUCUUAUAUUUUUGAAGUAACUCGCAAUACAACUAAACUACAUAACUGUAUGGCAAAGUUAUUAGCUCAUCCUAUGCAACGCUGUACCCAAAAAGAUGCCUCCUAUAGAAUACGUUGUCCUGCUUCUGAAGUAGCAGAAUAAAUCAUUUGUAUAAAAAUUCAUUUUAAAUAUAUUUUUCAAUUUUUAUGUGAUAAAUAAAACAUUUCUUUAUCUUA
Molecule: messenger RNA, 1340 nt
Organism: Parasteatoda tepidariorum (common house spider)
Lineage: Eukaryota; Metazoa; Arthropoda; Arachnida; Araneae; Theridiidae
Product: BRISC and BRCA1-A complex member 1
Biological process (GO): double-strand break repair; mitotic G2 DNA damage checkpoint signaling; positive regulation of DNA repair
Cellular component (GO): BRCA1-A complex; BRISC complex; nuclear body
Source: RefSeq, a predicted model, not a curated record